UUCAAGAGAUAAAAGGAAAACAAAAACAAAAAAUACUGCAUAUCAUAUCUUUAUAGAAGAUCUUCCACACACAUAUAUAUAUAUAGAUAUAAUUAAUGGCGGGUGGUAUUGGAGUUCCAAUCUGCGUUCAAUGUGGGACAAGGAGCAACCCGUGUCGGUGCAAGGUGGUAGGGCCAACGUUGGGUUUCUUGGCUUUUGCAGCGGCCGCCAUCGUGGAAUGGCCAGUUGGGGCUCUCGUCUACUGCUUUAAGCACGUCAAGGGUCGCCGCAUCAUGGCUCAUCCUGCUACUGUUGUUUACCCCAAGGUCAAUAGGGCCAUUCCUAUUUGAUCAUCAUCACAUAUCUAUUUAUAUAUUUAAAUAACUGUACUAUCUUUAUCCCUUUCUUUUAUAUUCAAAACCUUAUCUAAAGGUACGUUUUCUUUUAGAUAUCAAAAAAAUGUAAAAGAUGUUUCGAUUUAUAUUUAGUUGGCAAUGUGAACUUGGUCUACAUCUAUUGUAUUUUGCA
Cannabis sativa is the source of this 507-nucleotide messenger RNA. RefSeq lists its product as uncharacterized. Bases 96 to 329 code for a protein of 77 amino acids. The record is from RefSeq and is a predicted model, not a curated record. The transcript has a single exon. Lineage: Eukaryota; Viridiplantae; Streptophyta; Magnoliopsida; Rosales; Cannabaceae.